Cokeromyces recurvatus is the source of this 2781-nucleotide messenger RNA. Its product is annotated as WD40-repeat-containing domain protein. The record is from RefSeq and is a predicted model, not a curated record. Gene Ontology annotation, cellular component: COPII vesicle coat; endoplasmic reticulum exit site. Gene Ontology annotation, biological process: intracellular protein transport; endoplasmic reticulum organization; COPII-coated vesicle cargo loading. The coding region runs from base 292 to 2670 and encodes 792 amino acids. The transcript has 6 exons. NCBI's taxonomy places the organism in Eukaryota, Fungi, Mucoromycota, Mucoromycetes, Mucorales, Mucoraceae. Gene Ontology annotation, molecular function: protein binding; structural molecule activity.
UUUAGAUGUGAGAAUUAUGAAAGACGUUCUUAUGUAAUCAUUAUAGACAUAAAAUCAUUAAAUUUAAUAAUGCAAUAAUUAAACAAUCCAUGUAACCAUGUGUGUGUACAUGUAUAUAUGAACUUACUGCCUCUUCCAAUGUUCAUUUAAAACCUAAUCUUGUAAAAAAAAAAAAGCAAGCAAGCAAAGCCACUUUACCUAUUAAGCGUCAGGUGUUCAUUUAUAAAUUGACGUAAGGCUACAUUGUACAACUAUUCAAAUAUCUUUCUCCCUCUUUCCUCUCAAUUUGUAAUGACAAGAAAGGAAUACAAGUUAAAAAGUCGUAUGUUUGCUUGGUAUCCAGGGCAAGUACCGAUGAUAGUGACAAGCACUUUGAACAAUAAUGUAUCCGAGCUUGAAUUAUUUGAGUUGGAUAAAGUUCAUCAAUUACAAAAAAUCUCGCACCAAGUAAAUGUGAAAUCAAGGUUUUCUUGUUUAACUUGGGGUUCCGAGAUAAGGUAUCCUCUUGGAAUUAUUGCUGGUGGUUUAGAGACAGGAGAGUUAGAACUUUGGAACCCUUCUUGUAUUAUUUCAAAAAAUAAUCAAAAUUUGGAAAAUGAAUCAUUGAUUAUGAGAAAGACGGCACAUUCAGGAACAAUAAAAGCAUUGGAUUUUAAUAAAGUUCAAACUAGUCUAUUGGCUUCUGUCGGCAAUCACAGUGAGGUCUUUAUUUGGGAUUUAAAUCAUUCAAAACCUUAUACACCCGGUGCUCGCUCUGACAAAAUGAAUGAUAUUAAUAGUGUCGCAUGGAAUUCUCAAGUCCAGCAUAUCAUUGCUACGUCUUCUACAAAUGGAUAUACAGUUCUAUGGGAUCUUCGUAGUAAAAAACAAAUUAUGACUUUGACUUAUAAACAAAAUAGCCCUAUCUCUUCUAUUGCAUGGCAUCCUGAUAUUGCUACUCAAAUCGUAAUGGCUCUUGAUCAUCAACCUCUUCUUAUUUUAUGGGAUCUUCGACGACCUCACACACCUGAGAAAACUUUAGAAGGACAUCAUACAACAGGAAUCUUAAAUGUUUCUUGGUGUCAACAGGAUUCAGAUCUUUUGAUUUCUACCGCAAAGGAUGGUCACACAUUGGGGUGGAAUCCAAAUACGGGCCACUUUUUAGGUGAACUUUAUCAUGAUUGUAAUAAGGCUACUUGGUGUCCUCAACAACCAGAUCUUAUAGCUACAUGUUCCCUUGAUGGUUUGAUGAAUGUAUUUUCAAUUCAUGAAACGAGUUUAGUAUUUAAGCAUCAUCCUCCAAAAUGGUUCCGUCGACCUAUCGGUGCAUCCUUUGGAUUUGGUGGAAAAAUAACGACAUUUCAUAAGAAGGGCACAGUCAAGAUACAGACUAUGACAACAGAUCCUGAGGUUGUCAAGUGUGCUGAACAACUCGAUUCGGUCACUAGUAUAGAAUCCAUUGAGACGUUCAUCAGAGACCGUCUUGAAACCAGUCUAGACGACGAUAAAGAAGAUUGGACGAUGUUAAGAAUGCUAUUAACAGAUCAUCCUAGAGAGGAAAUUUUAAGAUAUCUUGGGUUCGACAAAGAAAAAGUAAAAGAAAAAGUAAUAUCAUUGAUCAACAAGAUAAAUAAUAACAAAGAAAAGAAAACAGAACCAUGGCUCGUAGAGGAACAGUUAAGGAAUAAACAAAGGAUAAGCUUAUUUUCACAUUUUGAACAAGUAUCACAACAACAUCAUUCUUUCAAAGAAAGUAAUCAUCAUCAUCUUCAUCAUCUCUCUAAAGAAUUGAAAGUAGAGGAGCUGAUUACGCAAACAAUGAUCCUUGGAGACUUUAGUUCUGCUGUCAAUAUUUGCUUUGCGACUGGAAGAUACUCAGAUGCUUUACUUUUAGCCAUGUGUGGAGGUCAAGAGUUAUUUAAACAAACUCAAGAAGCCUACUUUCAAAGGAAGCAACAGUAUGAUACACCCUCUUAUAUUCAUCUCUUGAAACAUCUUUUUUCAUUAGACACAAACACAUUAAAUUUAAUUGUACUUGAAGCUGAUAUUGACGAUUGGCGUUCGGUACUUGCUCUUUUAUGUACUUAUGCGCCUGCUAAAGAAUUCAACUCACUUUGUGACAUUUUUGCUCAUCGUUUAAAAAAGAAUCAAUCUCCCGGUAACUUAUUCAUUUAUCUUUUAGCAAGUAAUUUUGAACAAGUUACAAGAAUCUGGUUGGAUCGAUUUAAAUCAAGUACUGAUAAAGAACUUCAAGCUUUGAUUGAAAAGAUUACAAUAUAUCGAAAGUUGAUUGAUUUUGAAGAUUAUAAUCUUACAUCUAGUGCAAAUGAGCCACCCAUGAUGAUGAUGGAAGACUUGUAUCAAACCUAUUUUAAAUAUUCUGAAAUGAUGGUUAUGCAGGGAAAGUUUGAUAUUGCUUUAAAAUAUAUUCAAUUAAUACCAACGCAGUUUAACACAUUGCUCAUAAAUAAAGACUCUAAUAAGAUGGAUCGUAUUUACCGUGCUGCAUUUUCAUCUAAACAAUUCAUCGAACCCAUCAUUCUUCGUGAUCCAUAUCUUAUCCAGUCAACAAACCAUCAUACUAGCACUAUUAACACUCCACUAGGAAAUCUCUCUGACGAUCAUGAUUAUCAACAGCAACCACCUUCUUCAGCUGUCACAACAAGGACUGCUUAUUACAGUGCACAUUAGCAAUGAAUGUUUCAAAAAAAAAAAAAAUAUUUACUGAUCGACAUUUUAAUUUUUGUUUGUAUUCGUUCCUUGAAAUUUGCUGCUGUUUAAUUUUUUUUUUUUUUUUUAUUU